Molecule: messenger RNA, 3982 nt
Organism: Silurus meridionalis
Lineage: Eukaryota; Metazoa; Chordata; Actinopteri; Siluriformes; Siluridae
Gene: gab1
Product: GRB2-associated binding protein 1
Exons: 12
Coding region: 560-2740 (726 amino acids)
Source: RefSeq, a predicted model, not a curated record
GAGGGAGGUUCAGUUUUGAGGGGAGAAGGAAAAAAAAAAGUAUCGACGUUCACAAGCGUCAAUCAACCGAGCGAAACUGGAGGGAAGGUGGCCGAAACCGGAGCAUUCAGUCGGGGAAAAGAGCGCCGUGGAGCCCGAGAAGCUCCACCAUGUGCCGGGAGAGUGAGCUGGAAAAGCGUUGGAGAUAUUCGGCUCUAGUUUAAGAGCGCGUUUUGCGUCGAGGAAACUCGGGAGUGUGUCAAGAAAGAGGAGGAGGAGGAGGAGAAGAAGAGAAGAAAAGAGAGCAAAACACCGGAGAUAUUUUUUUUCUUUUCUUUUUUCAAGUGUGUGUGUGAACUUCAGCUCCAGGAUUAUCUGAGGUUUGGAUGCGUUUUGGUUGGGCACGAGCUCCAAAAAGAAAACAAGGGAAGAAGGGAUGAUAAGAGCAGGAGUUUUUGGAGAAAAAGACGAGUAAGGAGGAGGAGAAGGAGAAGGAGAAGAAGUGCACGAGCCGUGGAGCCGCUGGCGCGUGCGUCUGUUACAAACAGAUCAAAGGAGCGACCUAAAAGACGGGGGGAAAAUGAGCGGAGGGGAUGUGGUGUGCUCGGGCUGGCUCAGAAAGUCUCCGCCGGAAAAAAAGUUGCGCCGUUAUGCAUGGAAGAAGCGUUGGUUCGUUCUGCGCAGUGGACGACUGACCGGAGACCCGGACGUGUUGGAAUACUACAAAAAUGACCAUGUGAAGAAGCCUAUCCGAGUGAUCGACCUGAACCUGUGCGAGCAGGUGGACGCUGGGCUCAGCUUCAACAAGAAGGAGCUGGAGCACAGCUUCAUCUUUGACAUCAAGACCAUCGAUCGAGUCUUCUACCUGGUGGCUGACACUGAGGAGGAGAUGAACAAGUGGGUGCGCUGCAUCUGUGACAUCUGUGGCUUCAACCCCACCGAUACAGAUGGUAAGAAGAACAAGCGCACAAGUUCAGACUCAGCAAAGGCGUCUCAGCAGGUUCCAAUGGCUGGAGGUUUGGUGGUGGAUGUACCUCCUCGAUCUGGGAUGAUGGGAUCCUCUGCACUGCCCUGCGUGCCCCCUCCGUAUCAGCCAGUCAAUGUUGGACAUCUGGACUCCUCCUCCAGUCUGGAUGACACACAGGACUACCUGCUGCUACGCCACUGUGAGAGCAAGAAACCCGAGCCUAGCAGUAGUGCUAAUGUGGCUCUAUCCCAAAGCGGGCUAGUGCAGGAAUACCUGCUCUUGGAGGAGUGUGAGAGCAGGACUGUUCUUCCUGACAGUCUACAUGACUGCUCCAAGUCUACCUCCUCGGAGCCGGACUGCAACGACAACCUCCCAUCUCACCGCACGCCCACUUCCUCAACCUCCACAACCAAGCAUGCAUCGGUCAACGGCUUCUUCUCUUCUCAGCAUGCCCUGCUGUAUGACUCGCCUCCAGCGCGGGGGGCCAGCGUGUCGAUGGAGGCGCAGGCUAUAUACCAACUUCCCCGGAGCCGGUCUCAGGACACGGUGCUGCUACCCAAAAGUGCGUCCUCGUCAGGCGCCAACGACUCCGACACUGACGUCUACGUAUUUAACACGCCCGCACGAAAACCUUCGCUUGAGGCUCAUCUCAGGAACAUGUCCAUCAGCUAUGAUAUUCCACCCACACCUGGCAGCAACUGCACCUACCAGGUGCCCCGCACGGCUGGGGGAGCGGAGGCUUCAGCGUCAGACGUAGUGCCACCUCCUCGGCCGCCCAAACCCUCAGCGGGACCGGCGGCUGAUCGCUCGCCCACAGACACUUAUGUUGUACCUAGGUCAGUGUCGGAGACCGACUCAAACUACUGUGUGCCUUCAGGGCCGGGUGGAAGCAAAACUCUACGGAGCAACACCAUUGGCCCUGUGGAUUCCUCACGUCUGCGCAAAGAUUAUGGAUCACAAGACUGUUAUGAUAUACCAAGGUCUUUCCCUUCAGACAGAAACUGUUCUUUUGAGUUCAACGAACCCUUCAGCAACUACUUUAAAAGCAAAGGUAUGCUGCCUGUAGGCAACACUUCCACUGAGGAGAUGGAUGAAAACUAUGUUCCUAUGAGUGCAAAUUCUCCGUCACAUCAGCUUUCAGGUAGCCUUUCUGAGCUUAUCCAGGAGCCCAACUAUGUUCCUAUGACCCCAGGCACUGUGGAACAUUCUUCCUUGGGGAAGCAGGUGCCUCCUCCAGCCCACAUGGGUUUCAGAUCAAGUCCUAAAACACCUCCACGAAGACCGAUGCUAAUCACCGACUGCCAACCGCCACCUGUUGACCGAAACCUUAAACCGGAUCGCAAAGCCAAGCCUGCCCCUUUGGACAUCAAACCACUCCCUGAGUGUGAGGAGUUUAUUACACCAGUGCGCUCGCCCAUCACCAAGUCCUUCACGCGGGACCCCUCCAGGUUCCACACGGUUCCCAGACCACCUUCGGUGCAUAGCACUGCCUCCAGCACCGACUCCGAGGAGGGUGAUGAGAAUUAUGUCCCCAUGCAGUAUCCUAAUAUGCCUGGAGAUGAACCAAAGUUAGGACCACCAAUGAACACCAAGGUUGAGUAUCUGGACUUGGAUCUGGACCCUGGCAAAUCCACUCGAAAGAGUAACGGGGGAAGCAUGGCGGUGUCAGACGAGCGGGUCGAUUACGUGGUGGUGGAUCAGGAGCGCACUCAGGCCCUUAAAAGCACAAGAGAGGCCUGGAGCGAUGGUCGUCAGUCCACUGAGAACGACACCCCUUCCAAAGGGCCCAAGUGAAACCUGGACCCCAUUCCUUCCCUCUGAUCCCUUCUCUGGGCUGGAGAUGAGGUGUGGUGCAGGAGUAGAUGACCCACCUCUGUCUGCCUCCAUGAUUCAUCUAGAUUAUACUGUGAGAGAGAAGCUGGCUCAGUUCCCACAUCAGCUGGUUUACACAGCCACCUGGCUGAGGGAAAAGCAGCUGUGUGGAGAAGAGCUGGGCUUCCAGAGCGCCGUCUAUAAGCUGAGAGAUGAUGAUUUCUACUCUACUGUGUUUUGGGGCUGAAGGAACUGCUCAACAUCACUGAUUUGGAGCCCUAUGAAUUCUAUGCUAAGAGCAGCAAAUAGCCUUUCAUUUGUAUCAAGUGGACAGUUGCUGCGGCACUUUUUUGUGUAUAUUCUCAGCCUGGGCUCACAACUACCAUGGAUGAGUUACAGAAAAGUUUUUUUUUUUUUUUUUUUUUUUUUUGCAGGAAGCAUUCACAUUUACCAGUUCCAUGAUAAUCUGAAGCUUUGGUACCUCCUGGUUUCUUUUCUUUUUUUUGGGGUGGGUGCGUGUUGUGUGUUACCCACUAGAGCAUGAUUAUUAAGUGGCAUGGAAGGAAAAAAAAAACAAAAAAACAACCUAGUAAGAAGAAGAGCAUCACAGUUGCAAGUAGGACUGCUAAACUGACUGUGUAAAGUGUUAUGUAUAAUAAAUAAAGUGUUCUCUGUAUUGAAUGUGUGGGAUGUAAAGGCUUUGGUGUGGCCUCUGCAGGAUAGAAGUCUGCACCCUCUGAAAGCAGGAACUGUGAUCGCUGUUUUUAUUUCAGUGAAAGGUAACAAAACUAAAGAGCAGCAGUCAGGUACUCACCAACAUGAUUAACCGAGCAGUUCCUUUUUAUAUUUUAAUUUCUUUACUUACACACGAUGAGUUUGGUCUUGCAAUCCACUCAUUAUUGUACUGCAAGUUCAGCAGCCUGUGAUCAUUUUUUUUUUUUGCUGUAUAUGAUGCCUUCUAUGGGAAAAGAAAAGCCAGUCAGGACGUUUCAGAUGAUGUAUAUUGAUCCUGCAUUCCUUUCGUGACUGGUCCUUUGAUAUAUUUUAUUGCCACUUUGAUAAUUUAUUUCAGACGGAUUUCCACAUUUCCUGAGACUAAAUGCCUUAUCACAAGUGUUACUGUGUGAAUGUUGUACAUACAACCGGAUGUGUAAUUUCAGCAUCAAAAAGUUAGAGACUAUAUAAACUUUUAUCAUGUGUGUAAUAAAAACUUUUACUAACGAA